AUGCAGAAAUUGCGGCCAAAUAUAAAUACCACAGAAAUCCCAGAAUUUCUUGUCUGUGUUUCUGUUACAAGUCUCAAACUCAUUCACAAUCACAUCUCCAGUAUGGCCAAGUUAACUGCCCAAGAAAAAGAAGCUCAAAUCAUGAGCGAGAUCAGAGCCUCUGCUGUCAAGUUCGAGCCAAAAUUCGAAACGUCGUUUUUUGGUAACAUCUUUGGUUUUUCCGUCAGAACCAACUAA
Yamadazyma tenuis ATCC 10573 is the source of this 237-nucleotide messenger RNA. The record is from RefSeq and is a predicted model, not a curated record. Lineage: Eukaryota; Fungi; Ascomycota; Pichiomycetes; Serinales; Debaryomycetaceae.